Messenger RNA from Osmerus eperlanus (European smelt), 3871 nucleotides. RefSeq names its product integrin, alpha 2b (gene itga2b). Bases 78 to 3119 code for a protein of 1013 amino acids. Gene Ontology annotation, biological process: cell adhesion mediated by integrin; integrin-mediated signaling pathway; angiogenesis. Gene Ontology annotation, molecular function: integrin binding. The transcript is spliced from 30 exons. Lineage: Eukaryota; Metazoa; Chordata; Actinopteri; Osmeriformes; Osmeridae. Gene Ontology annotation, cellular component: external side of plasma membrane; integrin complex. The record is from RefSeq and is a predicted model, not a curated record.
CACCAGCCUACUGUGUGUGCCUCCUGCUGUCUGCCCUGCUGCCCUGCUGCCAGGGUCUGAACCUGGACCUGGUCAACAUGUCCCUCUUCUCUGGACCAGAGGGAAGCUACUUCAGCUUUUCCGCUGACUUCUACCAGCUGCCUAACACAACGCUGGGGGUGGUGGUUGGGGCACCCAGAGCCAACUCCAGCCAGCCGGGAGUCAUCGAGGGGGGGGCUGUGUUCUUUUGUCCAUGGUCGUCCUCAGGGGGGGCUUGUGACGUCCUCAACUUUGACCUCAAAGGGGACGAGACCUUCCGUACUCCCAACCUGCAGCAGAAGACCUCCAAGUCUCAUCAGUGGCUUGGAGCCUCUGUCCGCUCGCUACAGGACCACAUCCUGGCCUGUGCACCUCUCUUCCACUGGAACGUGAAGACAGAGAGGGGCGAGUCAGAGAACACCCCUGUGGGAACCUGCCUGCUGCUCAACGUCCAGACAGGACAGUCGCUCCACUACUCUCCCUGCAGAGACAACCUAGUGGAGGCUGACUACAAAGCCCGCAAAUACAUAAACGACAGGCGCUACUGUGAAGCAGGCUUCAGUUCCGACGUCACCAAGGAUGACAGGGUGGUGAUCGGCGCCCCGGGGGGAUACUACUUUCAAGGUCAGGUGAUCAGUGCGGCGUUGCGUGACAUCAUAGACAGCGCUAAGACCAGUACGCCUGUCCGCUUCGUUCCUGGAGAGACCGUCUCACCAGAGACUGGUGGCUACGACCGUUACCAUGGUUACUCUGUGGCAACAGGGGAGCUGACUGGAGACACAUUAACAGAUUACGUGGUGGGAGUCCCUAAUGACAGAGACACUUCUGGCUCAGUGAAAAUCUAUGACGGGGACAGCAGCAGGAUCCUAUUGGUGCACCACACCUUCCCAGGCACUCAGGUGGCUUCCUACUUUGGCCACAGUGUAGCAGUGACCGAUAUCAACAACGAUGGGCUUGAGGAUGUGCUGGUGGGGGCUCCUCUCUUCAUGGAGCGUGUGUCUGGUCAGCACCUGCAGGAGGUGGGUCAGGUCAGUGUCUUCCUGCAGAGAGGGUACCCGUCCUUCCUGUCACGGCCCGACCAGGUGCUGGGCGGCACGGACGUGUACGGGCGCUUCGGCAGCAGCCUGGCCGCGCUGGGGGACCUGGACAUGGAUGGAUACAACGAUGUAGCAGUGGGGGCUCCGUCAGCAGGGGGGGAGGGGAAGGUGUUUAUCUACCUGGGCAGGAGGGAGGGCCUGUCCCCCCAGCCCUCCCAGGUGCUCCCCAGCCCCCACCCCCAGGGGACACGCCCAGCAGCCUUCGGCUUCACCCUGAGGGGGGGCACAGACAUUGACGCUAACGGGUACCCAGAUCUCAUAGUUGGUGCCUGGGGGGUGGACACGAUGGCUGUGUAUAGGGCCCAGGCAGUGAUAAUAGCCAGGACUGAGCUAUCGCUGUUGCCUGACUUUCUGAACCCAGACGUCAAACAGUGUGAGCUUCCCUCCUCCAACAAGCCCGUCGCCUGCUUCAUAGUGGAGAUGUGUGUGCAUGUGUCUGGACACAGAAUCCCCCUGGAGACAGUCCUGGAGGCGGAGCUUCAACUGGACAAGAUGAAACAGCCAAUGGCCAGGAGGACCCUGCUGAUGCAGACCAAUCAGCCGCAAGAGCAUUUCCAGCUGACCAUUAAGAGAGAUGUGGGCGUGGUCUGCAGAAACUACACCGCCUACCUAAGGCCUGAGUCAGAGUUCAAGGACAAGCUGAGUCCGAUCUUCAUCUCUCUGAACUACAGUCUGCUGGACUCCCAACAGGCUGUGCUCCAUGGACAGAAAUCUGUGGUUGCCCAGACCAGGAUCAUUCUGGACUGUGGUGAGGACAACAUGUGUGUGCCAGACCUCCAGCUGAUAGCCGAGGCGGGGACAGAGAGCCUGGUUGUCGGGGACGACCACCCAGCGUUGGUGAUGGUGACAGCAGAGAACAGGGGAGAGGGAGCCUACGAGACGGAGAUGGAGAUACGCCCCCCUCCCAACACACACUACCAGAGUGUCCUGCCUGUCAGAGAGGACCUGAGCAGGCUGGUGUGUGUCCAGAGGAAGGAGAACCAGACAGUUCUCAUCGUCUGUGAGCUGGGGAACCCUAUGAAACAAGGCCAGAAGCUCCAGGCAGGUCUUCUCUUCAGCGUCAGUCAUCUGGAGGAUGUGGAGAAUCAUGUCACAUUCAAACUACAGAUCAAAAGUAAGAACAGCCAAAGCCCGGACAGCAACGUGGUCAAUCUGAGGAUCGGUGUCAUUGCCAUGGCAACACUGGAGAUGAGAGGUGGCUCCUCCCCCCUGGAGUGUGUGCUGCCCGUGACCAGCUGGCAGCAGAGCGAGCAGCCACACAGUCUGGAGGACGUGGGUCCUCUGGUAGAGCACGUAUAUGAGCUACGUAACCUCGGCCCCAGCACUGUCAAUGCCAGACUGGAGGUGAAUUUCCCAACACGCCAAGAUGACAAGUACUUGCUGUAUGUGUUCGCAAACGCUUCAGAAGAGCUCCUUUCCUGCCACAGUAACUCCUCGGACAUUGACCCCUACAGGCUGGCAUCCAACGUAACAGAGCGAGCCAUGGAGAGCUUCCAGCAGCACCCAGAGACACACCAGCAUGAGCCUCCACAAAGAGGAACCAUCCUCGUGAACUGCAGCGGAGGGGAAGGAUGUGUGAGGUUCGUGUGCGAGGCCACUGGUCUGCAGCGUGGCUGGAGCUCUGUGGUCAGGAUCUCCGCUCGACUCUGGCUCCAUACCUUCACGCAGAGGCCGUACGUGAACUUUGACCUCCGGUCCUCCGCAAAGUACGAAGUCACAUCUACAGCUUCCAAGAUCCAACCCCAGGACUUGUCCAGUGGACACGCCGAGACUAAGACCAGUGUUCUGUGGAGGAGUCCGGAUGGUGAGAAGGAGGUGCCAGUGUGGUGGAUAGUUGUGUCCAUCAUCUCUGGCCUUCUCCUGCUGGCUCUGCUCUGUUUCAUCUUCUGGAAGGUGGGGUUCUUUAAGCGUAGCCGCCCCCCCAGUGAUGAUGAUGAUGAUGAUGAGGAGGAGCUGGCAGCAGAAUCAGAAUACGCCCAGAUGCCAACCGACACACACAAAUAGAUGUCUAUUCUACUGUUGUGUUCACAUUGUCUUGUUAUUGUACUAUACAAGAAUGUCACUUUUGUCUAGCUGAAUGCUAUUGUGUAUCACUGAGCUUUUUAGAUACCUUAGAUACUUCAGGCCAUCAUUGUAAAUAAGAAUUUGUUCUUAAUGAUCUUGCCUGGGUAAAUAAAGGUUAAAUAAAAAUUUCAAAAAAUACAGAUUUUAACAGUAGCAACACGUUUAUUGGGAAAAGUCAAUACUGUACACAACUGUAGUACUCAGAAAAAUUUAUGCAUUUUGUAUGCAUAGAGUACAUUUGUUUUUGUAGCAAUGUGUUGCAUGUAAACAGAAUAUUCACAUUUGCAUGUAAUUUUUACAUAUGUAAACUCAUAUAUAGUGAACAGAAAUACAAUCUUUUUUUCUUUUUCAAUAAAUUCAUUUUAUACAUUUAUACCUUUCCUCUCGCAUUGUAAUUUAUGUCAGUAAUGCUUAUUCGGAACAGACGCUUUAAGCACAUUGCAAUUACACAAUAUUACACUAUUUGUAUCUCUUGUACUAUUUGUAUUUUUAUAUUGUAAAUUAUUUGGCUACUUUAUAUUUUAUUUUAUAUUUUUUAUUAGUAUUAGGUAGACUUGUACCUUAAGUAUAGUUAGACCACAUAUUUACGUUUUAGGAUUCCUAUAUGUUUAAUGUAUGCACCUUCCUGCAAAAGUAAAUUCCUUGUCUGUGCAAACUUUCAUGGCGAAUAAAACCCUUUCUGAUUCUGAUUA